Diaporthe amygdali is the source of this 1614-nucleotide messenger RNA. RefSeq lists its product as uncharacterized. Gene Ontology annotation, biological process: transmembrane transport. Gene Ontology annotation, cellular component: membrane. NCBI's taxonomy places the organism in Eukaryota, Fungi, Ascomycota, Sordariomycetes, Diaporthales, Diaporthaceae. Gene Ontology annotation, molecular function: transmembrane transporter activity. The transcript is spliced from 8 exons. The record is from RefSeq and is a predicted model, not a curated record. The coding region runs from base 1 to 1614 and encodes 537 amino acids.
AUGGCCCAGCAAAAUGAGAAAAGUGCAUCCAUCACCGAGAAGGGGACGGCAAUUCAGGGACUCGAGACAUGGCUCUCGACAACACCAGUCCGUGUGGUCGUCACGGAGACGACGAGCCUCAGCGACAAAGACGAAGCCUUCGAAUUCUUGCAGAAUAAUCCCCGGCGUGAUGAACUGUUGCAAGAAGGCCGAGACAUCCUGGACGACCCGGUCAAGUCCAGGAAACUGCUCCGCAAGAUCGACUUGACCAUCAUACCUCUCUUGGCGCUCACGUACUUCCUGCAAGCCCUAGACAAGGUAGCCCUCGAGUACACAGCCGUAAUGGGCAUCCGCGAGGACACCCACCUGGUAGGGCAGCAAUACUCCUACCUAGGCAUGCUCUUCUGGGUCGGCUUCCUGGUCCUCGAGCUUCCGACCCAAAUGCUCGCGCAGCAUGUUUCCAGACUUGGCCUGUACUUGGGAGUCAAUAUCAUAUUAUGGGGCAUCACGGUGGUCUGCCACGCAGCGUGCACCAAUUUCGCGGGGCUCGCUGUUGUCCGAUCAUUAUUGGGCGCAUUUGAGUCCUGCGUCGCACCAAUUCUCGUUCUAAUCAUUGCUAUGUGGUACAAAAAGUCAGAACAAGGCCGACGGGUAUCCUGGCAUCAUGUUAUGGCCAACGUCAGCACUAUCGUAGGAGGAUCAGUAUCCUACGGUUGUUCCUUCAUCAAGAGCAGAUUUGCAGUAUGGAGGACCUUCUACCUCAUCAUUGGGCUUUUGACCAUUUUCGCAGGCCUGAUAGUAUGCCUAUUCCUCCCAGACUCCCCCGUCAGGGCGAGACGAUUCACCGAGGCCGAAAAAGCGGCGGUCUUGUUACGGAUCAGGGACAACCAAAGCGGCACUCAAAAUGCGAAAAUCAAGAAGCCACAGGUCAUUCAAGCGUUAAAAGAUGGCCGUGUUCUGCUCGUCGCUUUUAUAGUGUUACUUAUGGCCGUCCACGCUGGAGGCUUCAGUACAUUUGGUACUAUUCUCACGGUAUCGUUUGGUUUCACUCGUCAACAAGCUCUGAUCUUGACGGUACCUAUGGGCUUCAUCGGCCUCUUCGUUGUCCUCCUAGUCGGAUGGCUGUCUGAUAAGCUCAACGACCGAUCAACAAUCCUCAUCAUAGGCACGAUCCCCUCGAUCUUGUCACUCAGCCUCAUGAUCGCACUAGACCCACAUGGCAGGCCAUUGAAUAAAGCAGGAUUGCUUGCAGCGAGGCUCAUCGGAAUAACGGGAAGUUCUUGUCUACAGGUCAUGUUCGCGUGGAAUGCCUCAAACAUCUCUGGACACACGAAGAAAGUUACGGCCAAUGCCCUGACUCUCAUGUUUUAUGCCACUGGUAACAUCCUCGGCACUCAAGCCUUCCGGGACACAGAAGCACCUGCAUAUACUUCAGGAAAGAUUACUAUCAUCGCGUGUCUGUCAACGACAUGUUUCCUGGUUUUCAUCUUGAGGCGCUGGAAUAUCAAGCUCAAUAAGAAGAACAGCAAAACCCUGGCGGGAUUCUCGGAAGCUGAGAAUGAAGACUUGCGCACCAAGCUGGCGUUCGGAGACACUCCUGAUCGUCAGAAUCCUUUCUUUGUUUACACUCGCUAA